AACAAUCACGUUUCCCUCUGAGAUCCUUCACACAGACCGACCUGAACAGGAGACACUCCUCUCCGUUAUGAUCAUGCAGGAGACAUUCCUCUCAGCUCUGCUUCUUCUUGUGGCCUCGGUCCACUCCAACUCACAGUUUCUCCUUCCCAUCGACUGCGAUGACAUCUAUCAGCGUGACAACAGGAGCUCCAGCGGAGUCUACACAAUCUACCCGGGAGGUCCCACUUCUCCCCUGAAUGUCUACUGCGACAUGGACACUGAUGGAGGGAGAUGGACUAUAUUUCAGAGGAGGAUCGAUGGGACUGAAAGCUUCUUCAGGCCCUGGAGGCACUACAAGACUGGAUUUGGGAAUGUGGCUGGAGAAUAUUGGCUGGGUCUGGAAAACAUCUUCCUGCUGACUCUGAGGAAGGAGAAUGAGCUGCGGGUCGACAUGGAGGACUGGGACGGAGGAAAGAGCUCAGCUCAGUACUCCUCCUUCUCGAUCGACUCUGAGAACCUUGGGUAUCAGCUUCACCUGGGCAGCUUUACCGGCGGCACAGCAGGGGACAGUUUGAGUAAUCAGAACUCCAUGAAGUUCACCACCUACGACAAAGACCAGGAUCUGUGGGAUAAAAACUGCGCUCAGUAUUAUUUAGGUGGAUUCUGGUACAACCAGUGCCACAUGACCAACCCAAACGGCAUGUACGCGCCUCAGGGUGCCAUUGUAUACGAAAAUGUCCACGUGAUUUGGCAUGCGUGGAAGGGCUGGAACUAUUCCCUCAAGACCAUUGCCAUGAAAAUUAGAUCGAGUGCUAAGUGCUCAUGCACAAAUUAACCUGAUUUCCUGGAGAUUAACAAGAUUAUGAGAAUACCUCACCCUCCAUCACAGGAGGAGAGUUGGGAUGUGUGGGGACACCAUCUCUAACACCCAAGCAAUAUAGAAACAAAUAUAACAUACCUGCAAAACGUAUUUUUCUAGUUUAGUUGUUUCAAAGUACGAACAGUAAUAUACUGAGGUGUACACCUACUGUUUUUAAUUUCAUGCUAACAGAUAUUUCUUAUUAAUUUCAUUCUUAUUCACUUGCUGUUAAGCAUUUGAUAAGUUGCUCUUAGUAGUAGCAGGUGGAGGAAGAGAUGCCAUACAGCUCUUGGUGGAAACUGUACGGUGCACUGCUGGAAAAGGGAAAUGGUUUUUUUGGU
Archocentrus centrarchus (flier cichlid) is the source of this 1179-nucleotide messenger RNA. RefSeq names its product microfibril-associated glycoprotein 4-like. The transcript has 5 exons. Gene Ontology annotation, biological process: blood coagulation; blood coagulation, common pathway; fibrinolysis. Gene Ontology annotation, cellular component: fibrinogen complex. The record is from RefSeq and is a predicted model, not a curated record. NCBI's taxonomy places the organism in Eukaryota, Metazoa, Chordata, Actinopteri, Cichliformes, Cichlidae. The coding region runs from base 68 to 814 and encodes 248 amino acids. Gene Ontology annotation, molecular function: extracellular matrix structural constituent; protein-macromolecule adaptor activity.